Eucalyptus grandis is the source of this 3779-nucleotide messenger RNA. RefSeq names its product protein TOPLESS. Bases 223 to 3636 code for a protein of 1137 amino acids. Lineage: Eukaryota; Viridiplantae; Streptophyta; Magnoliopsida; Myrtales; Myrtaceae. Gene Ontology annotation, molecular function: protein binding. The transcript has 26 exons. The record is from RefSeq and is a predicted model, not a curated record. Gene Ontology annotation, biological process: regulation of DNA-templated transcription.
GCUAGAGAGAGAAAGAGAGAGAGAGAGAGAGAGAGAGAGAUGGAGAAGAGAGGGGCGUGAGGGAAUUUGCAGGCAUCGUUUCUUGAGAGAGAGAGAGAGAGGGAGCUUCCUCGCUCUGGAAUUCACUGGGCCGGCGCUUCUCAAGAACCGAUCUCUGCUCCGGUCUUCAGUCGCAAGGUGGAAAUCGUGCAUUUAGAUCAGUGGAGCAGAGAGGCGGUCAAGAUGUCUUCCCUCAGCAGAGAGCUGGUGUUCUUGAUCUUACAGUUUCUCGAUGAGGAAAAGUUCAAAGAGACCGUUCACAAGCUUGAGCAGGAAUCUGGGUUUUACUUUAAUGUGAGGCAUUUUGAGGAUGAGGUCCAUAAUGGGAAUUGGGACGAGGUCGAGAGGUACCUCUCUGGGUUCACAAAGGUGGAUGACAACCGGUACUCGAUGAAAAUCUUCUUCGAGAUAAGGAAGCAGAAGUAUCUCGAGGCAUUGGACAAGCAUGAUCGGUCCAAAGCUGUGGAUAUUUUGAUAAAGGAUCUUAAAGUGUUCUCCACCUUUAAUGAGGAACUUUUUAGGGAAAUAACGCAGCUACUGACACUAGAGAACUUCAGGGAAAAUGAGCAAUUAUCUAAGUAUGGAGAUACAAAAUCUGCGAGAGCAAUUAUGUUGGUGGAGCUUAAGAAGCUUAUUGAGGCAAACCCCUUGUUCCGUGAUAAGUUGCAAUUUCCUAGCCUCAAGAACUCAAGACUACGCACUCUCAUAAACCAAAGUCUGAAUUGGCAGCACCAACUUUGUAAAAAUCCAAGAUCAAAUCCAGAUAUAAAAACUCUAUUUGUGGAUCAUUCUUGCGGGCAGCCAAAUGGUGCACGGGCCCCAUCUCCAGCGAACAGCCCGUUGCUAGGACCCUUGCCAAAAGUUGGAGGUUUUCCUCCUCUGGGAGCACAUGGGCCUUUUCAACCCGCUCCUGCCGCUGUUCCAACGCCUCUUGCUGGUUGGAUGUCCAAUCCACCUUCCACUGUGACACAUCCAGUUGUGCCCGGAGGAGGAGUGAUUGGUCUUGGUGGUCCAUCAAUUCCAGCUACUCUGAAGCAUCCUCGGACUCCCCCAACUAACCCUUCUGUGGAUUACCCUUCAGGGGAUGCUUCUGAUCCUGUUUCAAAAAGAACGAGGCCCUUGGGAAUUGUUGAUGAGGUGAAUCUGCCGGUUAAUGUCCUCCCCGUAACUUUUCCUGGCCAUGGUCAUGCACCGGCUUUUACUUCUGACGACUUGCCAAAGGCAGUAGGACGGAUUUUAAAUCCAGGUUCAUCUCCAAUGAGCAUGGAUUUUCAUCCUGUGCAGCAGACUUUGCUUCUAGUUGGCACCAAUGUGGGUGAUAUUAGCCUUUGGGAUGUUGUCUCUAGAGAGCGACUUCUUUCAAAGAACUUCAAAGUUUGGGAUCUUAGCUGCUGUACGACGACCCUUCAGGCAGCUCUAGUUAAAGAUCCUGGUGUAUCUGUAAAUCGCAUUAUGUGGAGCCCAGAUGGUUCCCUCUUUGGAGUUGCGUACUCUUUGCACGUUGUGCAGUUAUUUUCUUUCAAUGGAAACAAUGAAGUGCGGCAGCAUCUAGAGAUUGAUGCUCAUGUUGGUGGAGUGAAUGAUCUUGCAUUUGCUCAACCCAAUAAGCAACUUUGUGUCAUAACCUGCGGUGAUGACAAAACAAUCAAGGUGUGGGAUGCAGUUACUGGCGUAAAGCGGCACACGUUUGAAGGUCAUGAGGCUCCUGUUUAUUCUGUGUGCCCUCACUCUAAGGAGAACAUUCAGUUUAUAUUUUCGACUGCACUGGAUGGAAAGAUAAAAGCAUGGUUGUAUGACAAUAUGGGGUCUAGAGUUGAUUAUGAUGCCCCUGGGAGAUGGUGCACAACAAUGGCUUAUAGUGCGGAUGGUACAAGGCUCUUUUCCUGCGGGACAAGUAAAGAUGGAGAAUCAUUUAUUGUCGAGUGGAAUGAAAGUGAAGGGGCAGUGAAGAGGACAUAUCAAGGAUUCAGGAAACGUUCUUUUGGUGUUAUCCAGUUUGACACAACUAGAAAUCGUUAUUUAGCCGCUGGCGAUGAUUUCUCCAUUAAAGUUUGGGAUAUGGACAAUGUUAAUCUCUUAACAACUCUUGAUGCUGAUGGAGGCUUGACGGCAAGUCCACGUGUCCGCUUCAACAAGGAUGGAUCUCUCUUGGCUGUUUCUAUCAAUGAAAAUGGAAUCAAAAUAUUGGCGAAUUCUGAUGGCAUGAGGUUGUUGCGCACUUUCGAAAAUUUUUCAUAUGAUGUAUCAAGAACACCAGAAACUCUGGUGAAGCCAAAAGUAAAUCCCAUUACAGCUACUGCUGCUACUGCUCCAAUCAGUGCUGGACUUGCAGAUAGAGGUGCCCCUGCAGUUGUGACUUCCGGAAUGAAUGGGGAUGCCCGAAUUCUAGGGGAUGUGAAACCCAGAAUAACUGAAGAAAGCAAUGAAAAAUCUAAACUUUGGAAGCUCACUGAAAUAAGCGAACCAUCUCUGUGUCGAUCCUUGAGGCUGCCUGAAAACCAAAGAGCGAACAAGAUAUCACGCUUAAUAUAUACAAACUCAGGGAGUGCUAUUUUGGCCUUAGCAUCAAACGCAGUUCAUCUUCUCUGGAAAUGGCAGCGCAACGACCGCAAUUCAACUGGCAAGGCCACUGCCAGUGUGGCACCUCAACAAUGGCAACCAUCAAGUGGCAUUGUUAUGACCAAUGAUGUAAACAAAAAUAAUCCGGAGGAGGCGGUUCCCUGCUUUGCUCUGUCCAAGAAUGACUCUUAUGUCAUGUCGGCAUCAGGAGGAAAAAUUUCCUUGUUCAAUAUGAUGACAUUCAAGACAAUGACAACAUUCAUGCCGCCGCCGCCUGCAGCGACCUUUCUUGCUUUCCACCCUCAGGAUAACAAUAUCCUUGCCAUAGGCAUGGACGAUUCCACUGUCCAGAUAUAUAAUGUCCGUGUGGAUGAGGUUAAGAGUAAGCUCAAGGGCCAUUCUAAAAGGAUAACUGGCCUUGCAUUCUCUAAUACGCUGAACGUGUUAGUUUCAUCGGGUGCAGAUGCUCAGAUUUGUGUAUGGAGUUCUGAUGUCUGGGAAAAGCAAAAGAGCACAUACUUGCAGAUUCCGCCUGGAAGGACACCAGGAGCACAGUCAGAUACACGAGUGCAAUUUCAUCAGGACCAAAUGCACUUCCUUGCUGUUCAUGGUACUCAGCUUGCUGUAUAUGAAGCAACAAAACUAGAAUGCAUGAAACAGUGGGUUCCAUAUGAAUCUUCGGCCCCGAUAUCUCAUGCUACGUUCUCUUGCGAUAGCCAGCUUGUUUAUGCGAGUUUCUUUGACGCCAGUAUCUGUGUUUUCAACGCUGCAAACCUCAGGAUGCAGUGUCGCAUUAAUCCGUCUGCUUAUCUUCCUGCUACUGUCAGCAACUCGAACGUGCAUCCACUGGUGAUUGCUGCGCAUCCACAUGAGCCAAAUCAGUUUGCAUUGGGACUGUCAGAUGGCGGUGUUCAUGUCUUUGAGCCCCUGGACUCUCACAGUAGAUGGGGCAUGCCGCCACCGGCUGAGAAUGGUUCAGCAAGUGGAGUCUCAGCUUCUUCAGCUGGCCCUUCAGGCUCUGAUCAUGCAGAGAGAUGAUUUUAUAGCCUAAAAAGUCUCUUUUUUAAUGUUUGGCUUGCAUGGCCAUUGUGAAUCUAGGAAUGCUUUAUGCUGUCGUGCUCUUUUUAUGUUGCAGACAUCACAAACCCAUGCUUUAUCUAUCAGGAAAUUUUUUUAUGGUC